AUGCAUUCUUCGCUGCAACAGCAACAAAAGAAGAUCCAAAGUGAUCAUCCAGGUGGUCGCUUGGCGAAUUGGAAUACCCCAAACAUACCAGCGAUUAAGACGGAACCAAGAGAAGCAUCGCCGCAACAUUUGUAUCGGGCGCCCUCCGAGAUGACUCCAUCUCCGCAACCGUUAUCGCCGUCGAAUAACUACAAUCUUCCAAAUACGCCCUCACCCUACAGCAUGGCUAUGGGCGGCAAUACACCACUGAUGUCACCUAACCAUCAGUACCUAGGAGGUGCGGGGGGAGGAGGAGGUGUCCCGACAAACGCAGAUCCAAGUCCGACCCCACUGGAGGUGCACAAUGAAUAUAACGCUUAUGGAGGCGGCCAACAGCAGCAGCAGCAUGCGCAACAACAGCCUCACCUUGCGCGACACUAUGUGCGUCAGCAUCAAAUGCCAUCACAGCAUGAGUCACCACACCAACAACCGCAUCUGCAUCUUCAGCAUCAACAGCAGCAGCAACAACAGCAACACCAGCAACACCAUCAGCAGUUUCAUGGCAUGCUCUAUGCAAACAAUGAUGUGGACAAUUGGGAGGAGAAGUUUGCCAACGUGCUGGCGAAUGUCAGCCACACCACUGCGGCAGCAAUGAACAAUCUCAACAGCAACAACAACAAUCAGUUCAAUAUGCAAGGCUUCAUGGCGGCUACAGCGGCAGGCGUAACAGGUGUGACGCAGCAUGCGCAAUGGAAUUUUCCUCCCAAUCAUGUGGAAGCACAACAACUGCAGCAGCAGCAACAGCAACACCAUCACCAGCAGCAAUUACAGGCACAACAACAACAGCAGCAGCCUAAUAACGACGCCACUAUGGCGGACGUGAUAAGAGGCGGCACCGGUGGCGAUGUAAACAACGCUAAUAUCGAUGAAGGAGGUGCCGAACAGGGUCCGACGAUAAGCACACUGUUGAACUUUGAUAGCGAGCAGCUGGUGCACAUCAACUCAGAGGAACAACAAAUGCUACGACUUACCUCGGAUGAAUUGCGGCUCUCAAAUCUCUCCAUAUCGUCAUAA
This is a messenger RNA of Rhagoletis pomonella (apple maggot), 1053 nucleotides long. RefSeq names its product G-box-binding factor-like. NCBI's taxonomy places the organism in Eukaryota, Metazoa, Arthropoda, Insecta, Diptera, Tephritidae. The transcript is spliced from 4 exons. The record is from RefSeq and is a predicted model, not a curated record. The coding region runs from base 1 to 1053 and encodes 350 amino acids.